Molecule: messenger RNA, 618 nt
Organism: Notothenia coriiceps (black rockcod)
Lineage: Eukaryota; Metazoa; Chordata; Actinopteri; Perciformes; Nototheniidae
Source: RefSeq, a predicted model, not a curated record
AUGUUUGUAAAGUUCCUGGAGAUCGAGUCGUCGCCUUCGAUGCCCGCACCAAAACUCCUCGUCCAUGAAAUCACGCCUCUGAGCGCGCCGCCUCCGAGGAGAACCAACAGCGCAGCGUCAGGCUCCGCCGCAGAUUGUCAUGGUUACCUUCAGCUGGGAAAGGAACCAAUACCUAAUAUCCAAGAGUGGCAACAAGUGUCAGGGUGCGUGGAAAAGCCCACCUACAGCAGGGACUCCUGCACCUUCAGAGAGCAGAUCCUGCCGGACGGCUACAGUGUCUACACCUCGGUCACACACGGGGCCCUGCUCAGUCUGGGAACCCCACGGCAGAGGAAGCAGGGCCGGGACCGAGGCAUGCCGGCUCUGGCUCAGUUCCUCCCCAGGGUCAGCAGCCUGGAUCAGGUCCCUGACCCUGGACCGGAUGUCCCUGAGCAGCUGGAACAGAGGAGGCCGACAGAAGAACCUGUGGAUGCCAUGGACUUGUUUGGGCAGCUCUCUAAGAUCAUGCACAGCCCCAGCUUCCACAAGAGAUGAGACAGAGUGAAGGGACAGCAGUGAAGGGAUUUGUCCUGAGGGAUCUUUGUCUGAGAGCAUGCGCCCCUCCCUGCGUGUUGAGGU